AUGCACUUAACACCAGAAGGAGUUACAUUAGUAAAAGCUAUUAAAGAUGCAAUAAACUCAGAAUUAGCCACAAGUGGUGGUUUGACCUACUUUUUAUUAGGUGGUUUAAGCUCUUGUUUUAUACUUUUAGGAUCUAGCUUGCUAUAUGCAAAUUCGGGUACAACUAUCUUAGAUGGUAUAUACGUUAUUACUAGUUUAAGUGAUAUAGGAAACAAUGGUCAUGCUUCCGCAGAGAAUAUUUUGUAUUGA
This is a messenger RNA of Botrytis fragariae, 249 nucleotides long. RefSeq names its product putative nadh-ubiquinone oxidoreductase chain. Lineage: Eukaryota; Fungi; Ascomycota; Leotiomycetes; Helotiales; Sclerotiniaceae. The transcript has 2 exons. The record is from RefSeq and is a predicted model, not a curated record. Bases 1 to 249 code for a protein of 82 amino acids.